AUGCACAAGACCCGCGACUUGCGGGAUGACCUCCCGGAGGAUUUUUUCAUCCCGGUGCCUCUGGACACAAACAAUCUGACGGCGCUGAGCCCGUUCCUGGUGCCGCAGACACACCUGGGCAGCCCGGUCAUCUUCAUGGGCAUGUCGGCCUUCAUGUUCCUGCUCAUUGUGCUGGGCGUGCCCAUCAACGUCCUCACCGUCUUCUGCACCGCCAAGUACAAGAAGCUGCGCUCCCACCUCAACUACAUCCUGGUCAACCUGGCCGUGGCCAACCUGCUGGUGAUCUCCGUGGGCACCACCACGGCCUUCUAUAGCUUCUCCCAGAUGUACUUCGCCCUGGGCCCCAUGGCCUGCAAGAUCGAGGGGUUCGCCGCCACACUGGGGGGCAUGGUGAGUCUCUGGUCUCUGGCCGUCGUGGCCUUCGAGCGAUUCCUGGUGAUCUGCAAACCCCUGGGGAACUUCACGUUCCGCGGCACCCACGCCAUCAUCGGCUGCCUCCUCACCUGGGUCUUCGGCCUCGUUGCUUCUGCACCCCCCCUCUUCGGAUGGAGCCGGUACAUCCCCGAGGGGCUCCAGUGCUCAUGCGGCCCCGACUGGUACACGACCAGCAACAAGUGGAACAACGAGUCCUACGUGAUCUUCCUCUUCUGCUUCUGCUUCGGGGUCCCCCUCAGCGUCAUCGUCUUCUCCUACGGCCGCCUGCUGCUGACGCUGCGCGCUGUGGCCAAGCAGCAGGAGCAGUCGGCCUCAACGCAGAAGGCCGAGCGGGAGGUGACCAAGAUGGUGGUGGUGAUGGUGGCCGGGUUCCUGGUGUGCUGGCUGCCCUACGCCUCCUUCGCGCUGUGGGUCGUGACGCACCGUGGGGAGCCCUUCGACGUGCGCCUGGCCUCCGUGCCCUCCGUCUUCUCCAAGGCCUCCACCGUCUACAACCCCGUCAUCUACGUCUUCAUGAACAAGCAGUUCCGCUCCUGCAUGCUGAAGCUGGUGUUCUGCGGCCGCAGCCCCUUCGGGGAGGACGACGACGUCUCAGGGUCCUCGCAGGCCACCCAGGUCUCCUCCGUCUCCUCCAGCCAGGUGUCCCCGGCGUAG
Molecule: messenger RNA, 1089 nt
Organism: Emys orbicularis (European pond turtle)
Lineage: Eukaryota; Metazoa; Chordata; Testudines; Emydidae
Product: blue-sensitive opsin-like
Exons: 5
Coding region: 1-1089 (362 amino acids)
Biological process (GO): G protein-coupled receptor signaling pathway; phototransduction; cellular response to light stimulus
Cellular component (GO): photoreceptor outer segment; plasma membrane
Molecular function (GO): G protein-coupled photoreceptor activity
Source: RefSeq, a predicted model, not a curated record